UGAAAGUGGUUGUGAAUUACGCACGCGUACUCAAUGGAAACGCCUUGAAUCGCGCGAGUGAUAAAACAACAAAAAUCAAACAGUCGGUUUGUGCGCGUGUGUCGUAGUGGUUGUAUGUGUGGCUGUCAAAAUUUGACGUUAACGGAUUUUUUCCUCCCACACGUUAAUAUAAAAAUACAUUUUGUGAAUAGUGAUCUGUGAUAUCGUAUAGAAAAAAUGACCAACGCUCCAGUGAAAAAAGUGCCUAUCCAUCUGCAGAGCUCCCAGAACCGGCUGCUCAUCAAGAAUGGACGCGUCGUUAACGAGGAUGGCAUGGAGGACGCUGAUGUCUACAUCGAAGACGGCAUCAUCAAGCAAGUGGGUCGGAACCUCAUCAUCCCUGGUGGCACUCGCACCAUCGACGCGACGGGCAAGCUGGUGAUGCCAGGCGGCAUAGAUCCCCACACCCACUUCGAGUUGGAGAUGAUGGGGGCGAAGACGGCUGAUGACUUCUACAAGGGGACCCGGGCUGCCGUCGCCGGGGGCACAACUACUGUCAUUGACUUCGUGCUGCCUCAGAAAGGACAAUCCCUAAUUGAAGCUUACAACAACUGGAGACAAAAGGCUGAUAGCAAGGUGUGCUGCGACUACGGCCUCCACGUGGGUGUGACGUGGUGGUCGCCGGCCGUCCGCCGCGAGAUGGCGCAGCUGGUGGCUGAACACGGCAUCAACUCCUUCAAGAUGUUCAUGGCUUACAAAGAUGCGUGGAUGCUGGAUGACUACGAGCUGUGUCACGCGAUGGAGACGUGCGCGGAGUUGAGGGCGCUGCCACAGGUGCACGCGGAAAACGGUAACAUCAUAGCCCAUAACACGGAGAAGCUGCUCGCUGCCGGCAUCACCGGGCCUGAGGGCCACCAGCUGAGCCGGAAUGAGGAGGUGGAGGCCGAGGCCGUUAACAGGGCCUGCGUUAUUGCCAACCAGGUGAACGCGCCCCUGUACAUAGUGCACAUGAUGUCGAAGAGCGCCGUGGAGGCGCUGCGCCUAGCGAGACGCCGUCAGCGGCAGCCGAUCUUCGGAGAGACCUUGGCAGCCACCGUUGGAACCGACGGCACCCACUACCGCAACGCGUGCUUCCGUCACGCGGCGGCGCACGUGCUGUCCCCGCCGCUGCGGCCCGACCCCACCACGCCCGAGGCCAUCGUGCAGGCGCUGGCCGACGACGACCUGCAACUGAUAGGCAGCGACAAUUGCACGUUCGCGGAGGGGGACAAGGCGCGGGGGCGGGACAACUUCGCCCACAUACCCAAUGGCGUCAACGGCGCCGAGGACCGCAUGGCCGUGCUGUGGCAGAAGGCUGUUAACACUGGUAUGAUGGACCCGUGCCGCUUUGUUGCCGUGACCUCGGCCACCGCGGCCCGGGUGUUCAACCUGUGGCCGCGCAAGGGGGUCAUAGCGGCCGGCAGCGACGCCGACGUGGUGGUGUGGGACCCCCGCCUGCAGCGCACCAUCAGCGCCAGCAAUCACCACCACGCUGUCGACUUCAAUAUCUUCGAGGGCCAAAACGUGUCGGGCAGUCCCCAGUACGUGAUCGUCAACGGAAGAGUCUGCCUUGACGAUGGCAACCUACGUGUUGUGGAAGGUCUCGGCAAGUUCCUGCCGACUCGGGCAGACAGCCCCGCGGUAUACGGCGCCCCGGCCCACGCCCCCGCCGCGCCCCCCGCCCACACCCCGCACUCGCCCCGCUCUGUGACGUCAGCAGAGCACACUAACGGCACGCCCACAGGUGGGUACGAGGAGCUGCACCUGAACAAGCAGCUGGAAUCAAUGUCGGUGUCGGGUUCCGGCUGCAGCACCCCCACCGGCCGCAAGAUGCGCGAGCCCGGACAGCGGGACCUCCAGAACUCCACCUUCUCUAUCAGCAAGGAAAUGGAGGGAGCUGAUACGAAGACGUCUGUUCGCGUCCGAAACCCCCCUGGCGGCAAGUCGUCCGUGCUGUGGUAGACGUCAAGACAGCAACACAAUAGCAACUCAACAGCAAAUAAGUAGCAUCUCAACAGCAAGCUGCAAUUAGUAUUUCGCCGUGGUAGACGUCCAGACUGCAAUAAAACAGCAAGUGAACAGCUAUAGAACAGCAACUUAACAGCAAGCCGCAAUUAUGAUGUCGCAUAUUUAAAGAUUUAAUUUGCUUGGAGCAAAUGAACCAAUAAUUUUAUUUUGUGCAUGUGAAAAUGAUUGUUUUUAUAUAAUUUUUGAUACGGCCAAAAACUUCUGAAUCCAACAUAACACCACCAUUUAUAUAUUUUUUUUUAUUUUGUGGCCAAUUUUAUUUAAUACAAUGUUUAAACAAAUUUCAAAUCAAUCAUAAAAUCAGAAACAUUUUUAUUGACCAACUUUUCAAAUAAAUUCUAAAUGUUACGGACUAUCAUGUAAGGUCAAAUUAUCUGACUAAAUCAUGUUCAUUUUUUUGGGAAUUAAGUUUGAUUACAAAUUACAAUACAUUACUGAUACAUAACUGUUUCUAUAAAGACAAGGACUUUGACAAAAGAUCCUCAGAUUAAUGAGGAUACAACUUAAUAUGCAGUAAUAAUUUAUGUUUGUUCUAGUUUUUUGUAUUAAACAGUUAUAAUAAUAGUUUUAGUGCAUGGAAUUCAUAAUACAUAGACUGAUUGUAGACGAUUAGAGAGGAAUGUUUGUAUGUUAUCUCCUAAACUAGACCAAUGUUCCCGUCUUGUAUGGCAACAUACAUUUUAUUAUAUGUUCUAUUAUUAGAUUGUAUAUUUUAUAAUCUCUAUAUUAUAUUAAUUCGUGUAUGUAUGUAGCUUAAUACUGUUAAAUAUUCCUGCAGUUAGGAACACAUACAGUACAGUCAAAGAUAUCGAAUGAUUAACAUCCUGUCCUCAUGAUUUGUUCAACAUGGCAUACAUUUAUAAUUAGAAUAUGUACGACUAGUUAAAUGUUCAAUUUCUUAGACCGUACGACGUUUUCACAAAAUACGCCCAUCAUCUGCUUUCUAACUGUAUGAAAUAAGACCAAAAUCAUCUUCAAUUGUUUAGUUUAGAUUUUUGUAUCUAGAAAAUCAUAGCUUCUAGCAACUCAUAUUAUGUUAUUUUUAUAACUAAGUAAGUAUAUCAAAUAUUUCAAUUUCGAUUACUAUACUGAAUAGGUGACAUGCCAAAAUUUAUCAUGACAUUUAAAAAUAUCGAGCAUUUAAUUAACUCUUGCAUUUUAAUUACAAAUUAUGUAAAACUGAAAAUUAUAUUAUAUGCACUGUACUUACAAUAUAGACAUCAUCUUAUAUUACAUCUCAAAUGAUUGAUUUACUGUUAUCUAAUAUGAUGAUUUUCGUUAACAAGACUAUGCUAGCUAAUAUUUCUAAUUAACAUUAUUUUAAGCAAAUAUAGGUUGUAUUGUUAUUUCAUAUUAUUGAUAAUUUAUUUAAUUACUAGAUAAUAGAGUUAGAUGUUAAACUUUUCUGUUUUCAUAGCCUUGCACAGUAAAAAGCGCCAUUUAUCGAUCGACUUACCAUGACCUAAAUUGUAGAUGGCGCUGAAUGCCUCGUUUUAAAAAAACCAAAGAAUUUUAGGAACAGCAUUGCGCAUCUGUAACUAGUCUCCAACUAGCAUCACACCUACCUUUUAUAUUUUUCUAAACUCCCCGAUCACUUGUAUCAAAUAAACGAUGAAUAAUAAUAA
This is a messenger RNA of Aricia agestis (brown argus), 3671 nucleotides long. It is a transcript of the gene CRMP, whose product is annotated as dihydropyrimidinase. Gene Ontology annotation, biological process: pyrimidine nucleobase catabolic process. The transcript has 14 exons. Lineage: Eukaryota; Metazoa; Arthropoda; Insecta; Lepidoptera; Lycaenidae. The record is from RefSeq and is a predicted model, not a curated record. Gene Ontology annotation, cellular component: cytoplasm; cytosol. Gene Ontology annotation, molecular function: dihydropyrimidinase activity. The coding region runs from base 217 to 1980 and encodes 587 amino acids.